Messenger RNA from Penicillium waksmanii, 2016 nucleotides. RefSeq names its product DNA cytosine methyltransferase. The transcript is spliced from 3 exons. Gene Ontology annotation, cellular component: nucleus. Gene Ontology annotation, molecular function: methyltransferase activity. The record is from RefSeq and is a predicted model, not a curated record. NCBI's taxonomy places the organism in Eukaryota, Fungi, Ascomycota, Eurotiomycetes, Eurotiales, Aspergillaceae. The coding region runs from base 1 to 2016 and encodes 671 amino acids.
AUGGAGCGUGCCUUUGUUGAUCUCACCCUGGAAGACCCUCGCCGUGAUGAGCUACCAAUUCCCCUUACUCCAACCCCCGUCCUCACACCACCUCCCUCGAACUCACGAAAGCGUCCUAGAAUUCUGAACUCGGAAGACCCUGAGAUAGAGAGACCCCAAAAGAGGCGUCUCAUACCGGCCAAGGCCCUGAAAUCACUAAAGCGGGUGCUAUUUUCAUCCGACGGCCCUCCUUCCCGCACCCAAGCCGCCAUUUGCAGAGACACAAAGACCAGGAGCCAGGUUCCCGAGCCAGAGCAGGGGCCAAGGUACAGAGCACGGGUGAAUAAAAAUGGCAGAAAGCCAUCCAAGCGCGCUAUUGAUCUUACAAAGGGGCCCGAGCCGGAACAAAGUGAGAACACAGUGAGAAGGUUGGGUAGCCCGCCUCGCUUGAUUCAGAGCAUUCUGAUCAAGGGCCUGCAAUUCCAACCAGAUGGUGUCACAUUUGAGGUUGGCCUGGACUUAGAGCUGGAAGACGAAUCCUUUUUCCGAAUAGAAAAGAUCACCCGGCAUGGCCACCGUAUUCUUUUCAAAGGCCGCCGGCUUUUUCGUCCAAAGGCAUUCAACAACAACAAACUACCGAAUAUUAUCCCUCAUGCCCGAAACGAGCUCGUCUGGGUGCCUCAACGGACAAGUCAAGUGCUACCUGACAAGGUGGUUGGCAUUACCAAAGUCGUCUUCACCAAUGAGCGUUGCUUAUGGGGAAAGGCUCGAGUGCGGACAUGUCGUCUGAAGGUAUCCUACUCUUAUCGUGACUCAAAUCAUGAAAACCCGGUGAAAAAUGCGAAUUGGGUGGUUCGAGAUUUGACGAUCGAGGAGUCAGACCCCGGAAGAGGACUCACCAACAAGCAACUGCGUGAGAGAUGGAGAGGGCCCACCAUACCAUUCGGUGAAGGAAAGGUCGGUGCCAUAAUUGAAACCAUUGAGCGUCGGCGUGAGGAUUCGCCUGAGAUCAUUGACCUCGAUAACAUUCUUCCAACCCCACCACCGUCCCCACCCACCUCAUCAACUCUGAUUGACCUCACAUCGGAAGGCCAGAAUGCGUAUACCUUUGGUGACGGAUUCUGCGGAGCCGGGGGUGCAUCUUGUGGGGCAAAGCAGGCAGGGUUGAAAAUCAAGUGGUCCUUCGACAUCAACGAGUACGCGAUGAAAUCAUACAGUCUCAACUUUCCGGGGAAUGAGACCAAGUCCCGAAGAAUGGAGGCGCAUCAGUUCUUCCAGAAGCCGAUGCCUUUUUUGCGAGUCGAUAUCAUGCACUGUUCACCACCCUGCCAGACCUACUCCCCGGCGCACACGGUCAACAACGAGGAAAACGACGACCGCAACUCCGCCUGUCUGAUAGGUAUUCGGCAAGCAGUCGAAAGAGUCCGGCCUCGCAUUCUGACCAUGGAAGAGACUUUCGGUCUGGAGCACGAAGCUCAUAGACCCAACCUGAAUCGGGUCAUAAUGGAUUUGAUUGAGCUGGGAUACUCGGUGCGAUGGGAAGUUAUCAAGCUGGGCGGGUACGGAGUGCCGCAGAUACGAAAACGGCUCAUUCUCAUCGCUGCAGGACCAGGAGAAAGUCUCUGCGAGUUCCCUCGCCCGACCUACGGCGGCCCAGGCCAGCCUAGACUCAGAACGAUCCGCGAUGCUAUCUACGACCUAUCUAUCGACUCGCCAAAUCACGACGUGGCGACUCGUCUGGGACGGUGGUCGAGAGAGUACCGGAAGGCAUUGGAUUGGGAUGAGCAAGCGAAGACAAUAACCACGGCUGGUGGACAAGACAACUAUCAUCCUGAUGGAAGACGAACAUUCACAGAUCGGGAGAUCGCCUGCCUUCAGACGUUUCCACGAGAUUAUCAGUUCUACAAGACAGGCGCCCGCAAGCAGAUCGGCAAUGCAUUCCCUCCUAUGGCUGCAAGGGCAAUCUACGAGGCAGCUAAGGAGUCUUUGCAGAAGACUGACCUGCUCGAACGCGUGGACAGACAGAUGAGAAUGUGA